Messenger RNA from Mytilus californianus (California mussel), 3364 nucleotides. RefSeq names its product charged multivesicular body protein 5-like. The record is from RefSeq and is a predicted model, not a curated record. NCBI's taxonomy places the organism in Eukaryota, Metazoa, Mollusca, Bivalvia, Mytilida, Mytilidae. Gene Ontology annotation, cellular component: multivesicular body. The transcript has 7 exons. Bases 63 to 725 code for a protein of 220 amino acids. Gene Ontology annotation, biological process: late endosome to vacuole transport via multivesicular body sorting pathway; vesicle budding from membrane.
CGGUUUCCGGAACAAUCAAAACAGACGAAGAAAUUUAGCUUUCAUUUAAAAAUAAGACAAAAAUGAAUCGACUAUUCGGAAAAGGCAAAGAAAAAACUCCUGCACCUAAUCUCACAGACUGCAUUUCAAAUAUUGACACUAGAGGAGAUUCUAUAGACAAAAAAAUUGCGAGGUUAGAUGCAGAAUUAAAGAAGUAUAAAGAUCAAAUGAAGAAAAUGAGAGAAGGACCUGCAAAGAAUAUGGUAAAACAGAAAGCAAUGAGAGUUUUAAAACAAAAGAAGAUGUAUGACAACCAGCGAGAUAAUUUAAUGCAGCAGUCUUUUAAUCUAGAACAACAGAAUUACAAUAUACAGAAUAUUAAAGACACAAAGACAACUGUAGAUGCAAUGAAAGUUGGAGUAAAAGAAUUUAAAAAAGCCUACAAGCAUGUAGAUAUUGAUCAAGUUGAGAAUUUGCAAGAUGAACUUGAAGAUCUAUCUGAACAAGCCAAUGAUAUUCAAGAAGUAAUGGGCAGAAGUUAUGGAAUGCCUGAAUUAGAUGAAGAUGACCUUGAAGCAGAAUUAGAUGCAUUGGGAGAUGAACUUGAUUUGGAAGAUUCAUCAUAUUUAGAUGAUGCUGUUGCAACACCUUCAGUUCCUUCAUCUGAGCCAGGUGGAGAGAGUAUGAGAGACAAUGUACCUGUUGAUGAAUAUGGACUGCCACAAAUUCCACAAACAGCAAAAUAACAAAGACCAAUUGUGAUCAAUAUUUAUCUACUGUUUUCUUGUCUAUAUAUGUAAUAGAACAAUGUGUAAAUAAUGGUUAUUUACUAAGAAAUGAUAGAUUAAGUUAGGUUUGACAGAAUCAUUAGUCAUAGCCAAAUUUCUUUGUGAUUCAUUUUAGAUAAUAUAUUUAAACUGUGCAAUCUAUUUGCACAUUACUUAAUGAGGCAAAAACAAAAAAGGUGUGUGUUUAGGGCUAAAAACCCUAAUUUUGAGCUCUGACUUGUUUUUAUGAAGAUUUCUUCAAAAACUUUUCACCAACAUACAUGUGCAAACUUGAUCAACAUCAUCACUAUGUUCAUUUACAAAUUGCAAACAGUGAACCUCCUGUAAAGCUUUAUGUAUAACACAGGAACCAAACUGAGUGAAAAAACACAAUACUCUUCAGAUCGUGACAGAAAAAACAUCUGACCUAUAAUUUUUCAGAAGGUAAACCCUAAUACACAUAUAUUUUUUUGCCUUAUUAAAUCAAAGAUCUGGAUUUUUCUAUUCUGGUCGUCUCUUUCUUUUCCUUCAUAAACAGUUCUAGACAAUAUCUAUUUGUUCCUUCAACUAAAACAUAUUAAAAUGUUAUGUGGUUUAUUUUUUAAGAGCAUCUCCAAGGCCUCCUGCAAGUACACAAAUUAAUUUAUUUUAGAAAAAAAACGUAUAAAUAUUGAUAUACAAUAAUAAUACAGAUGACUGGAUCUUUUAAAAUUUAGAAAAACUUACUGAUAUGUCUUCAAACAGGUUUCAUUAUACAACACAUUUACUGUUCUACAAUUUAUUAGUAUUUACAUUUGAUAAUUUUCACUAGGGAUACUAUUUGUAAACACAUCUUAACGUAGUUUUUUGUACAAAUAACACAUAAUUAUUUUAUACUGUUUGGAUAACACUUUCCUUUCCUGUUUGAUUCCCUCAAGAAUUGAAGGAAAAUAUACCCUUAUCCAAACCAUUUAUUAUUUUUUUUACCUGAAAAUACAAAAAUGUGGAUCCAAUUUAUUUAGGGGUGAAGUGAUGUGAGGUGAUUAUGCUUUUAUCUGUUCACUGAUAUGAGACGGUUAGAAUGUGAGCUGUAAUCCUUUAGUUUACUGGGUUUUUUAAUCAUUCAUUGUAAGAAAAUUGGAUUUAGAUUAAUAAAAUACUGUAUGUGGAUACUUUUGUUGCAGAUGUGAAAAACUUUUUGGCUGAUGUUAUUUUAUUAUUGUCGUACUUGUAAUAGAACUUAUGUAAAUAAAAUUCAUUUUAUGAUAACACAUUUUCGGAUUAGUUAGCUAGGCACAAAGAAAAAGUGAUGAUUAAAAUGUGUUGGUUUUCUCUAAAAAAAAUUGUUAAUUAAAAAAGAUAUGCCACUAUUAGGGCAUUAGGAAAUACCUAGAUUCUCAUUUAACUUUUUGAAAAAUUUGAGGAGUGAUUUUUUUUGUUGUUGCUUUUUUACCAUUUUAGUGAAAACUUAACAGAAAAAUUAAAGAAAAUUGCAAAAAAUCUAAAUAUUUUUUAUUUGCUCUUAAAAAACUUGAUCAUGGAGGAUGAGAAUCUAUGAUUUUUAUACUCCCAGAAGAAAAAAAAUUCUGGAGCGUAAGACAUCCCUAUGUUACUCAGCCUGUCCUUCCAUUCGUCUGUCUGGAUUUCUUGCUUUCUGGAUGGCAACUCGAAUUUCCUUGGUUGGUUUCAAAUAAAACUUAUAUAGAUUGAAAAUAUAUCAAGGUCACAGCUGCUGAAAAUAAACUGAUUAUACAUGAAUAUAGAAAUAUGAGGUGAUAUUUUGUUGUUUCUUGGUGAUUUCUUGAGGUACAUUUGUUGCAAUUGAGAGGUUAGCCAGGGUCUGAUGUACCCCUGUCAAUUUUUAAGGGUUCUCCAAAAGGGUUUUCUGUAUAUUAGGGCUCUAGGGGAGUUUUAACAAUUUUGAUUUCUUGAUAUAACUAUUACUUUUUAAUUUUUCUGUUUUCAUCAAUAUUAUUUGAUAUGUGGGGGACAAUCCAUCAAUUUUGUAGUUAAGGGAGCAAAGGUUGGCCAUGCCAACUUUGUUCUUGUUUUAUAAUUGCCCAAUAAGAACUUUAAUGUGACAAAGACAUGAAAAUUAGUAAAGUGUAAUGUUUGUUUAAGUUAUUUUAGUUAUAUAAUCCUCAUUCUAAAUUAAGUUUGUAUAUAAAAAUGUAUAGUUAAAACUUCAUGUGAUCAAAUUUAGCUUUAUCAUGACUUUCUACAUGGGGAAUAUUGUCCUCUACUGUGAAUUUGACUAUUUUUUAUAGUUACCAACUUUAUUGAUAACUGUACUAGGAAUUAUUGCCAAACUAUCUUCUAUCUUUCUUUUUAAAAUUCUCAAAGCUUCUUAAAACUUACAUAAACUCUAUUUGUUGCAAUGUAUGAAGGAAAUUAAAAAAUUCUUAAAAAUAUGACAGAAUGGAGGAAGGGUUUUAACCUCCUGAGGCAUUUUGUGAAAUUUAUUCAUGAUGCACACUCGACCACUCAUAAAGUAGCCCUAGAAAGAUGAUUUACAAACAUUGUUAAAAAGAAAUUUCUAAAUGCAAAUUAGUGCUCUCAACCGUUAGAAACAUAUUUAUAUUUUUAAUUUAUUGAAAUGGUUUUCAUUAUUUUAUAAUAAAACAAAUAAUGUAUAAAAA